Messenger RNA from Vicia faba (fava bean), 804 nucleotides. Lineage: Eukaryota; Viridiplantae; Streptophyta; Magnoliopsida; Fabales; Fabaceae. The record is from the annotation of a GenBank genome assembly.
AUGAACACCAUCUCUCUUUGUCUUGGUCUUGGCCUCCAUGAACAAAGACAGAAGAAAAACAAGGAGGAUCCAUCAUGUAGUAGCUCAAAGGCAUACCAAUAUUCUCUUACGUUAGGAAUAGCAUCCCUUGAUAAUAUUCAUGAGAAAAAUAAUCAAGUAGCUGCUACUACUACUACUACAAAGAUUGAAUCAGAUGUCUCUAAUUCUACAAGCAUGCAUGUGUCUUCAUUUUCCAACUCCAUUAGUAACAUCAAAAGGGAGAGAGAUGAACAUCAAGUACACCACCUUCUACAGAAGAUUCCAUUUGUUGAUUUCGAUGUUGAUGAGAAUGGUAACUCUAGCAAGAAGAAACUCAGGCUUACCAAAGAACAAUCCACAGUUUUGGAACACACCUUCAAAGACCAUUCUACCCUCAAUCCGAAGAAAAAGCUAGAGUUGGCAAAGAAGCUGAAUCUUCGGACAAGACAAGUGGAGGUGUGGUUUCAAAACAGGAGGGCAAGGACAAAGCUGAAACAAACGGAAGUGAACUGUGAAGCACUUAAGAAAUGUUAUGAAACUCUAACAAAAGAGAACAAGAGGCUUGAAGAGGAGUUAAAAGAGCUCAAAAUGAUGAAAACAAUGGCGGAACCAUUUAACUAUACGCAGCUUCCGGUGGCCGGUCUUAAGGUUUGCCCUUCUUGUAAGACAAUUUGCAACGGUAACAGAAGUGUCAAUGGAACCUCUCACACCACGGCACAAAUUCAGUUGUAUACAAAGACAAAUAAUUAUAUGUUCACCCAAUCCUCUGCAGCUAUUGCUAGCUAG